Molecule: messenger RNA, 1059 nt
Organism: Radiomyces spectabilis
Lineage: Eukaryota; Fungi; Mucoromycota; Mucoromycetes; Mucorales; Radiomycetaceae
Exons: 1
Coding region: 114-983 (289 amino acids)
Source: RefSeq, a predicted model, not a curated record
AAACGGGAACGACGUUGGGUAACGUGGCAGCAAAUCACGAAUCUUAAACUGUUUGCUGAUGACAUCUAAACAAAACAUAAUUCUUCUGUGUGUAGUUUACUUAUGACGAGGCUAUGAUUGCUACUCGAGCUCACUAUAUGCACGAUGCCAUCAGUAUGUCGAGUAUCAGCCCACUGUCGCACCCCGAACUGGCCGAGAAGAAAAAGAAAAAGAAGAAGAAAAAUAAAAAGAAGAAAGAGGAAGACGAGCUCGACAGCGAAGACGCCGAAGAUCGAGAUGAAAAUGGUGACGUUGAAAAGAAAAAGAAGAAGAAAAAGAAGAAAGAACAAGAAUUGAGCACGGACGAAUCCCUCGGUGAACCCGUCGUGGCUACUGAGGAUUCGGAAAAAAAGAAAAAGAAGAAGAAGAAGAAACAGCAAGAAACAGACGACGAUGAUGAUGACUCGGGACGACUUGGAGAAGCCGUGAUUCCAACCGAUGACAGCGAGAAGAAAAAGAAGAAGAAAAAGGAUGUAUCCGAAUGCGAGCUUGGUGAAGCAGUGGUUCCGACCGAGGAUAGUGAGAAAAAGAAGAAGAAGAAGAAGAAACAGGAAUCGGAAGGGUUAGAAGGAGCCCCAGUGGGCACGGCUUACGAUGCGCCACCAGGAUACGAUGAUGGUGAUGACAAUUCAGAGGAAAAGAAGAAGAAAAAGAAGGAUAAAAAGAAGAAUAAGAAGAAGAACCAGGAAGAACAAGCCGACCAAGCCAACAUCUUUGCCAGUUAUACAUCGCCCGAUCCCGCAGGUACCAUUGGUGCCCAACCACAACCUGUUAAUGGUCUGCAGUACAAUAACGGGCCUGUGGCUUACGGAACCAAUGCACCCACUGGAUCAGCCAAAGUUGAGGAUGCAUCUCAUUUGAAUGCUGAAGUACUGCCGCGACGACAGUCAAGCUUAACGGACGAAAAAACAUUGAAUGAAAACUUCACUUUACUAACAACAUAGAAAAAAAUCUCAUGGGUUGCCUCUCUCUCUCUUUCAAGAAGACAACCAUUUCAUUCAUUCAUCAACAGCAUUUCAA